AAAGAGUGUGGUUUCCGCGGCGGCAGGAAGCGGACUUUUUUUGCACCGGCUGCGCUUCCUCCGUAGCAACUUCAAACACCCUCGAGAAACUCCGGCAAAGCCUCGCCGGUCCUUCGCUGGAGUCGCUUCUGCCUCGACUUGAUUUUAUGGUGGACCAGCCCCCAAUGGCUUCGCCCAACGAGGCUCAAUUCCUAGAUGAAUAUGACAUCAUUACUGAAGAAGACAUUGAACAGAUUAAAGAUGCUCUCGAAGAAGGAAGAAUGGCGGACGCUGCGUCCAAGAUUAUGGAAAACUUACAGACCUUGGAGAACGCUCACCUGAAUAUCGCAGUAACAGGAGAGUCUGGCUCCGGCAAGUCCUCUUUUGUCAACGCUAUCCGGGGCCUAGGGGACGAAGAUCAUGGAGCUGCCCCCACUGGAGUGGUGGAGACAACAUUAAAGCCCACGCCGUAUCCACACCCCAAGCACCCCAACGUGAUGGUUUGGGACCUGCCGGGAAUCGGUACGCCCAACUUUCAGUCCGACAAGUACCUGAAACAGGUGGACUUCUCCUGCUACGACUUCUUUAUCCUUCUCGCCUCAGAGCGCUUCAGAUCCAACCAUGCUCGCUUGGCCCAAGAGAUCCAGAAGCAGGGCAAACGUUUCUAUUUUGUACGUUCCAAAGUAGACUUGGACUUGGAGGCCGCCAGAAAGCGUCGACCGCACACCUAUGAUGAGGGGAGCAUCCUUCAGCUAAUCCGCCAGAAUUGCCAAGAGUGCUUAGAGGCUGAAAAUGUGGUCUCUCCCCGCAUCUUUCUCCUUUCCAGCUGGGAGUUGAGCAAGUAUGACUUUAUGCUGCUGGAGGAGACUUUAGAGCGAGAGCUUCCAGGCCACAAGAGACACGCCUUCCUCCUAGCCCUGCCCAACAUCUCCCUAGAAAUCUUGCGCAAAAAGAAACAGGCCUUGCAGAAACAGAUCUGGAAGCUGGCCACUGUCUCAUGCGGUGUGGCGGCCGUGCCCAUCCCCGGUCUCUCCGUAGCCUGCGAUGUGACCAUCCUAGUCAAGUCCCUCUCAGAGUACCGCAGGAACUUUGGCCUGGACGAUGAGUCCUUGGACAAGUUACGAGAAGGUAAGUAAACUCUGUGGAAGAGAUCUGCGGUUAUCGAAAGUCCCUCAAGUAAAGAGAUCUCCAAGGAUGUAGUGGUGAAGAUGCUUACCAAGGCUGGUGGUGGAGCGUUGAUGGUGGUAGAGUAUUUUGCCAGCACAGUGCCCAUAUUUGGUUCCCUGGCUGCUGGGGGGAUCUCCUUUGGCACUACCUACUACAUGCUGUGGAGUUCCCUCAACGAAGUAGCUGAAGACGCUCAGCGUGUUCUCAUCAAAGCCUUAGAGUCUGAGGUUUGAUAUGAUUCUUGGUAUGUUGUGUAGCACAGUCUCAAUGCAGCUCAAGUGAAAUAGAGCUUUUUUCUAUUUUUCCUAGCCCAGAACCCUGCUCAUCAUCUAAUGAAAGCAGGAAGGGAUAUGAGAUUGUGAACACCGGUUGAUGACCAAACUGGGGUUUGCUGUUCUGUAUUUCUGUUGCCUAGUUCGUGUGGAUUCCACUUUAGGAGUCCUGAGAAAAAGAAGUGGUGUAAGUUGUUAAUGAAACUAGAAGUUCUCACCAGUAUUUUUGUGAAUUUACCAUUUCCAAGGCUCUAUGGGCAUUAAAUUGAAUACUUUUAAGUUUGCUCUGUAAAGGUACCCAAAACUUGGUGCUUCCUGGAUUUAGCACACCGAACUAUUGGGUAUUUGCCAGAAGCCUGCUUGCAAAAGCCUGGUCUGUUCAUUAACUAGACAAAAGAUCAGUUUUCAGUAUGAUCUCCCUAGUAGUUUUUAAUUAAAAUAGUAUUUAUUAGAUAAUAUAGUUCAUGGUGCUAUACUUCUACAGAAGAUACAGCUGAUUUGAUUUCGUGGGAGCAGUAUGUGAUGUUACUAUAUUAGGGAACAUACUUUAUGGACACUUGGGCUAAAAGCCUUUGCCGCCCUGAAUUUUUGUAUGUUUUCAAUUCACCACUUUGCGUAACUUGAACCUCUUUCCCCAUUUCUUUCUGUGAAGGUCAUCUAAUUGCAUUGUGCAAACAGGUUCAUUGACCUGGCAGACUGACCCCAACCUAAAUCCUCUGGCUUUUAUGAAGGAAAAAGUUAGUGUCAAAACCUGCUUCCAUCCUAUCUUCUUUCUAAUUCUUGGGAAGAGGGUGUUUUUUUAAAAAAAAAACUUUUUUAAAUGAGAAAAAUUAAAAGACUGUAGAAAUUUUUUUCAAUGGAAAAGAUUCUUUUUUCAAUGGAACAGAUCCUAUUUUCACAAGCUGUUUUGCUCUGUUGUAAGUAGGUCUUGGGAAGUCCACGAAUGAAGGUGUCCUUGAUAGGCAGUUAUAAGAUGAAGUGUGACGAUUAGCCACCCAUUGAGAAAUUCAAACCAGUUAGUUGGACGAGUUCCGAUCUAUGGCUUUUGCCCUUGACCAGCAAUAUUCUCAGAGGACCACGUGAUCUGCAUUAUUGAGAUCCUGAAUUUUGUUUGUGUUUUGACUACAAAAAUUGCAAGCUUUCAGCUUUUAAAAAAAACUGAAUUCACAUUAAAAAAAAUUCUUU
Sphaerodactylus townsendi is the source of this 2603-nucleotide messenger RNA. It is a transcript of the gene IRGC, whose product is annotated as immunity related GTPase cinema. NCBI's taxonomy places the organism in Eukaryota, Metazoa, Chordata, Lepidosauria, Squamata, Sphaerodactylidae. The record is from RefSeq and is a predicted model, not a curated record. Gene Ontology annotation, molecular function: GTPase activity; GTP binding. Gene Ontology annotation, cellular component: membrane.